Messenger RNA from Hypomesus transpacificus, 3095 nucleotides. RefSeq names its product protein kinase, cAMP-dependent, regulatory, type II, alpha, B (gene prkar2ab). Lineage: Eukaryota; Metazoa; Chordata; Actinopteri; Osmeriformes; Osmeridae. The record is from RefSeq and is a predicted model, not a curated record. The transcript is spliced from 17 exons.
AACGUGUAUGGUGUUACUGUAAACUCCGUCCGGGCAGUGAUCUGGGUGAAAGGUCUUUGCAGCUUGACAGAAAACUGCAGCGGCUACACAGGGAAAGGAGGAAUCAUGUCGCAGACCAUCAGUCCAGGAAAAAACUUUGUAGCAGGCGGGUUUGGUGGUGUCUGUUUGGUCUUUGCUGGACACCCUCUCGACACAAUAAAAGUUCGUAUACAGACACAACCCAAGCCUGUACCAGGACAGAUACCCCAGUAUUAUGGCACCUUUGAUUGUUUCAAAAAGACACUUGCCAAAGAGGGGAUAAAAGGCUUGUACAAGGGCAUGGCAGCUCCAAUCAUCGGAGUGACUCCGAUGUUCGCCGUCUGCUUCUUUGGUUUCGGCAUGGGCAAGAAGCUUCAGCAGAAAACUCCAGACGAGAUCCUGAAAUAUCACCAGCUGUUUGCUGCUGGGAUGCUGUCCGGUGUGUUCACCACCGCCAUCAUGGCACCAGGAGAGCGCAUCAAGUGUCUGCUGCAGAUCCAGGCAGCUAGUGGCGAGGUGAAGUACGCCGGGCCCAUGGACUGUGUGAAGCAGCUGUACAGAGAGAGCGGUAUUAAGGGCAUCUACAAAGGCACUGCUCUGACCCUGAUGAGAGAUGUGCCGGCCAGCGGGAUGUACUUCAUGACCUACGAAUGGCUAAAGCGUAUUCUCACACCAGCGGGAAAAAGGUGAAUGAGUGUUCAGAUUCCAGUUGGUUUGACGGAGUUACUGCAAGCAUAUACUGUGGAAGUUCUGCGACGCAGGCCUCCGGAUCUGGUCGAAUUUGCUAUACAGCAUUUCACUCAUCUACGAGAUAGCCGUAAUGUCAAGCAAGUGAAAGAGUGUCCGGUCAAAUCAAUCAGAAAAGGGGUGUCUUUUGAAGACAACUCAUUAGAUGAAUCAAAUGAGGAAGACGACGAAGAGUCGGACGUUUUGUUCUCCCUGCCUGUAUUGCCCUCAUCCCAGAAAUAUAACCGCAGAGUAUCAGUGUGUGCGGAGGCCUAUAACCCAGACGACGACGAGGACGAUGAAUUGGAGCCUCGGGUGGUGCACCCCAAGACCGACGAGCAGCGAUGCAGCCUCCAGGACGCAUGCAGAGACAUACUAUUGUUUAAAACCCUAGACCAGGAACAAUUCUCAGAGGUACUAGACGGCAUGUUCGAGGUACGCGUCAUAUCCCAGGAGCACAUAAUAGACCAGGGGAGCGACGGAGACAACUUCUACGUCAUCGAGAGGGGUGUGUAUGAUAUCGUAGUCCAGAAAGAUGGCGUUGGGCUGCGCGUGGGGACGUAUGAUAACAAGGGCAGUUUCGGGGAAUUGGCACUCAUGUAUAACACCCCACGAGCUGCAACUAUCAUCGCCACUCAGGAGGGGGCGCUGUGGGGUCUGGAUCGGGCCACAUUUCACAGACUGAUUGUGAAAAACAAUGCCAAAAAGAGGAGGAUGUACGAUGCCUUCAUCGAAUGUGUUCCCCUUCUGAGGUCUCUGGAGCUGUCUGAGAGAAUGAAGAUCGUAGAUGUUCUGGGAGUAAGAGUGUUCAAAGAUGAGGAGCGUCUCAUCAUGCAGGGGGAAAAGGCUGACUGUUUCUACAUUGUGGAGUCAGGGGAAGUGAAGAUCAUGAUGAAAAGCAAAACGAACGCAGGUCAGCAGGAUAACACAGAGGUGGAGAUAGCCCGCUGUCACAGGGGACAGUACUUUGGGGAGUUGGCUCUGGUGACCAACAAGCCACGAGCAGCAUCAGUCUAUGCUGUCGGAGUAACCAAGUGCCUGGUAAUAGACAUUCAGGCUUUUGAGCGGUUGCUUGGUCCGUGUAAAGAGAUUAUGAAGAGGAACAUCUCCAAUUAUGAAGACCAACUGGUAGCUCUGUUUGGUUCCAGUGUAGACUUGAAACAUUAAGGCAUCCAAAUUGUUCACACACGUGCAGAUGGCAGGAUAUUUGCAUAUAGUGUAUAUAGUUUGUUGUAAACUUUGAUACUUCAAUACCAAUUACCAUACAUUAUGUUUAUGAUUUACAAUUUAAAUACUCUCUGAAAACUGUCCUUGAUUUAUAUGUAUAAGAAUGUACUAGAUUAAAAUAAACCUCAAAUGUAUUUAUUAUUCUGCAUUUUAUUUCUUGUUAGUUCACUCGUUGUCUCGCUGUUUUUGUAGUUUUACAUUUUCUUAUUUAAAAGAUAGUUAGUGGACCUUCCAUGUUCUAAAGGCAGUUUGUAUAAAAUCUUCGAAAAUGUGUGCAAUCAAAUCUAAUGUUAUUUUGACAAAGCAAGGACUUUGAGUAAUUACAUUUGCCAAGAGGAAUUAGAUUGAAAAUGCAAAAAAAAUGGCAUUACUUCCCCUUUGAGCCUCCAGUUAUUAAAACGUAGCCUACUUCUGGCAUGUUGCACCAGACUGAGUAAUCAUAUACCAUACCAGUAUAAGGUUUCUUGGAAGAUUUGGGAUACAAUGUUCUAAGCAUUUAUUUCAAACAGAGCACCUCAAAAGGACAAACAUCAUUAUGAUAUAAAAGAGCUCAUCACUUUAACAUUCAAGUUUUCUGGAUUGUUUUUUUAUUUGAGUAACAAAAUGUGAAGUGCCCUCUCCAAACUCCACACAAGAGUUCACCAACCUGCCUCGUCACAAGUAUUUACAUCACAAAACCAAGGGUUGAAUUCUACUUCCUCACAAACCUUGUUUGUUCUUCCCAAAUCUCAGCAUCUUGUAUAUUCAUGGUUGCAAGUCUCUGUGUCAAGUUGUCCAAGUUCCAUUUAGUCAAAUAUUUAAAAUAUUUACAGAGUCCAGUAUUUCAAAAACUCCUAAAUCCCACUCGAUUGAUUCUGAGCCUGGUUCAGUAGACCGAAAAUGGAACAGCAGAGCUGGUGAAAUAAGGAGUUGAUUGGCUGACAUGGUCCUCUCUACAUGUUCUAAUAGUUUUUGAAGUUAAUUAAAUCUAUAGGAAAGGCUGGAAAAUAACCUUUGUACAUUAUUAUUGUACUUAAAAUGCAUGUGGAAAUGUCUUUUGUCGCUGUGGAAUAACAGCUUCAAUGAUCCUUUUCCUAUAUAGAAUUGAAAAUGACACAAUCAUUAAAAGAUUAAUACAGAAAAAA